Molecule: messenger RNA, 1102 nt
Organism: Brassica napus (rape)
Lineage: Eukaryota; Viridiplantae; Streptophyta; Magnoliopsida; Brassicales; Brassicaceae
Product: E3 ubiquitin-protein ligase RMA3
Exons: 2
Coding region: 200-901 (233 amino acids)
Biological process (GO): ubiquitin-dependent protein catabolic process
Cellular component (GO): endoplasmic reticulum
Molecular function (GO): metal ion binding; ubiquitin protein ligase activity; ubiquitin-like protein conjugating enzyme binding
Source: RefSeq, a predicted model, not a curated record
UCAAUAUUAUUUUAAUUUGUCGGAACCAAAAACAAAAAGAAAAACAAAGAAAGAAGACAAAAGCCAACAAGCCAUCACCGUCGUUGUCGUUAAAACCUCCAUUAUCAUCAUCGUAAGUUGACUUAUAGAGCGAAUUAACAUCAUCCAAUCUCCCUGAAACUCCUCAGCCCUUUGGCGAUCGAUUCGGACUUUGCCUCCCAUGGAAGGAAGCUUCCUCAUCUCUGAUGCUCAACAAGCACAUGAAGAAGUCAAACAAAAACCUAAUCUCAUCACGGGUCCAGCAGGAUCCCAAGCUAACGAAAGUGGCUGUUUUGAUUGCAACAUCUGUCUAGACACCGCCCUUGAUCCGGUGGUCACUCUCUGCGGACACCUUUUCUGCUGGCCUUGCAUUUACAAGUGGCUACAUGUUCAGUUAUCUUCUCUCUCCACUGAUCAUCACCGCCGUAACAACUGCCCUGUCUGCAAAUCAAACAUUGCAAUCACCUCACUGGUUCCUCUCUAUGGAAGAGGCAUGUCUUCAUCCGUUAACUCCAAGGAACAAGACUCAGAGUCCACAGUAAUACCUCGGAGGCCUGCUCCAUCAACAACCCUAAACAAUCCCAUCGCUUCAGAACCAUCUCUGAACCAAACAAUGUCUCCAACGUUUCACAGCCACCGAUACUCCCCUCGUGGCUUCACCACAACUGAAUCAACCGACCUCGCCAACGCGGUAAUGAUGAGUCUUCUUUACCCGGUGAUUGGGAUGUUUGGGGACAUGGUCUACACCAGGGUAUUCGGAACCUUCACAAACGCAAUAGCUCAGCCUUACCAAAGCCAGAGGAUGAUGCAGACUGACAAGUCUCUUAAUCGGGUAUCCAUAUUCUUCCUUUGUUGCAUCAUCCUUUGCCUCCUUCUCUUCUAGUUCUCUCCCUCGUUGUAUAGACUUUGUUGUAAAUAGCCUGUAAAGGUCUACGUCUUUGUGGUAUAACAACUACAUAUACACUAUUGUUCUGAGCUAGGUCUCUCAAAUUGCUGGCCAAUUGCUCUCUCUGUAUUGCAUAUCUAUAGACAUAUACAUGCUUGUAUCAAUUCUUCAUGAACCAUAUUAAAUGUUUGAGUCUCA